AGUUCAGUGUUGAUCGUGGUGUUGAUUUUAACGGAAGUGUGUUCUGAGUGUGAAUUCCAUUAUUCAUUAAUAUUUUAAACACGAGAAACCUACAUACCCGAACAUAAGCAGAAUUGACUAGUGAAAGUUGUUGGCGCGCAGCAUAAAUUAAAAAAAAAUGAAUUCUUGUGCUAAAUUUGGUAGACUUUUUAAUGGUGUCACCUCUACAUUAUUGAAAACAAACUUAAAAAGGUUUCCACACACACCAACAUACUAUAGAAUGAGUACAAAUGCAUCAAUAUCAGAAUAUAAACGGGAGAUGGAGACAUUUCAAGAUGUGUAUCCAACAGUUAUUGAAGCUGUGAGCAAAAAUUAUGGCCUUGUACAAAAUCCUGAAGUUACCACAUGGUUGAAACGGGUCUUAGAAUACAAUCUACGCGGGGGCAAAAAGGCACGAGGCUUAUCGACGAUAUUUGCAUAUGAAACGUUAGAACGACCUGAAAAUAUAACGGAGGAAUCCUUGAGACUAAUAAGAGUACUCGGAUGGUGUGUAGAAAUGCUGCAAGCGUAUUUCUUGAUAAUGGACGAUAUAAUGGACAGCUCGUCUACACGAAGGGGGUAUCCAUGCUGGUACAAAUUGCCGGACGUUGGUAUGGGCGCUGUUAACGACUGCAAUCUCGUACAAUCCGCUAUGUAUGAAAUACUUAAAGUGUAUUGUGGUAAACUGCCCACUUAUAAGGAUAUCGUGCAUUUGUUUAACGAGACGUUAUUCAACACGGCUAUCGGCCAACACCUGGACUUCACAAUGGGCAAUAGAAGCAAAUCUGACUAUAGUCUAUUCACAAGAGAACGUUAUGCCGCCAUCGUCAAAUAUAAAACAGCGUUCUAUACCUUCAAGUUGCCAGUUUUCUUGGGAAUGCUAUUGAUGAAUAAUAUGACCCAAGACACGUUUGACAGAGCUGAAAAAAUUUGCUUGGAUCUGGGGCAUCUGUUUCAAAUGCAAGACGACUUCCUGGACUGCUACAGCCCCGAGCACAUACUAGGUAAGAAGGGUACAGAUAUACAGGAGGGUAAAUGUUCCUGGCUGGCCGUUGAAGCGCUGCAGCGCUUGACACCGGCGCAGAAGAAAGUGUUCGUAGCUUGCUAUAGCAGCCACGAACCAGCGCACAUCGAGCGCAUCAAGCGGCUUUACGAGGAACUAGGGUUACCUGAACACUACAGAACCGAAGAACGACAGAGAUACGACGCCAUCUUGAAAAUGACGCAACAGCUACCGUCCGACUCGGGCGCCAUGCCCGAAUUGUUUAUGAAACUAUUGGCCAUGCUGCAUGAUAGAAAGAAAUAAAGUUUUUUUUAUGCGUAUUAAGAAGUGUAUGAAGCUAUUUGGUAAUUAGUUGUAGUUAUGCGAAAUAUGUGCGUAUUUUUUUAUCUUGAUGUCAAAGUUUAAGGAAUUGGUGUUUUUGGUUAGGAUAUUGAAAUGUAGAAAGACGUUAUCGAUGUUUUUAUAUAUGGUAUUGUGGAAGCUGAAAUGUUCUUCCAUAUAUCAGAUAUAUCAUAAAUAUAGAUAUAUCAGAAAGUGUCAUUCAAUUUUAGCAUAGAUAUAAAUGUUUUUAUCAUAUUUUCUAUAAAAGAGUCUCGAUUGCCUGGUUAAUUUUAUACAGAAACAGUAUUGUCUGAGGUGUCAAUGUCUAUGCGAAUCUUAUCCAUCCAUAAUUUUGAUAAGAAGUUUGUAAAGUUUGGUAAAUCAUUAUAUUUAAGAAUUUACAUUAAUUGUUGAAGUUUGUAUGGUUUGUUACUUCCAUAUGCUUUAAAGCCAAAGUUCUUUCAUUUCCUUUACCAGGCAAUCGAAGACUUACUGAAUACCAAAAUAAUAUAAAGACGUAAAAAAUAUUGAUUUAUAUAAAUAAUCUACCUUUAUUUAAUUGACAUAUUUUCAUCUAUUUUUGUAAUAAUAUUUUGGUUUGACAAAUAAUUAUAAAAAAAUUAUGCUAGUCUGUCACAUACAUUUUAAGCAUUUUAUUAACGUUUAACUGGGCAUUUAUUAGUCAAAAUUUAUUUUUUGGGUGUAUAUUAACAAUUUUUUAUUUAAAUGUCGAAUUUUAGUAAUUCAGGUAUGAAUAAAACGCGCUGUAUAUAAGUUUAUUUACCAGAAUAUUAUCCAUUGACCUCUUUCUAUUUUUGACCUAUGUAAACAUUUUUUUUCAUUACGGUCGUAGGCACGUAAAGGGUUAAAUAAUAAGUAUUGUUCAUAUGAAAGAAAUUUUUGUUGUUUUUUUAUUAUUAAAAUUCGGCACGUGCAGGUUUUUUAGACAUUUUCCUGAUUUUACCUAUUUGACUGAGUUUUUAAAUACAUAUAGAUAAUGGAAAGUUGUAAUUUGUUGCGGGGUCAAAGAUAAGUAAUUUCUUGCAUAUUUCUGUGGGUAUUUCUAUAAUAUCUGUUUAGUGUAGAAAAUGCAAUCUUGCACUAGAUAUUUAACGAACUUUUAAUAUUUUUUUGGCAGUUUUUAAUUAAGAUAAACAAACAACCGUUUGUUUAAUGUUUACUUAUAUACUGACCUCGAUAAAAAAUGUCGCCCGUAGUAUGUAAAUAAAAAGUAGCUUGUGUUAUUCCAUUUUG
Molecule: messenger RNA, 2596 nt
Organism: Colias croceus (clouded yellow)
Lineage: Eukaryota; Metazoa; Arthropoda; Insecta; Lepidoptera; Pieridae
Product: farnesyl pyrophosphate synthase-like
Exons: 7
Coding region: 158-1324 (388 amino acids)
Biological process (GO): trans, trans-farnesyl diphosphate biosynthetic process
Cellular component (GO): cytoplasm
Molecular function (GO): dimethylallyltranstransferase activity; (2E,6E)-farnesyl diphosphate synthase activity
Source: RefSeq, a predicted model, not a curated record